Molecule: messenger RNA, 2454 nt
Organism: Sorghum bicolor (sorghum)
Lineage: Eukaryota; Viridiplantae; Streptophyta; Magnoliopsida; Poales; Poaceae
Product: patellin-3
Exons: 4
Coding region: 211-2154 (647 amino acids)
Molecular function (GO): lipid binding
Source: RefSeq, a predicted model, not a curated record
CCUGACAGCCUGCUCUGCCUGCCUGCCUCUCCUUCGCUUCGCUGCCUGCCAGUGCACUCCCCCUCCUGCUGCCGGCUGCCUACAAAUCUCUCCCGCUCCACUCUCUCCUUUUGCCCCAAAUUUCCCGAACCAACUCCGGCCCGCCCUGUCGCUUUCCCUUCCCUUCCACACACGCCGUUCGAUUCGAUCGCUUUGAUCGAUCAGGCAGGCAUGGCCGACGAGACGAAGCCAAAAGCCGCCGCCCCCGCGGCCGAGGUGGCCGUGACGGAGGCCGACAACAAGGCAGAGGAGCCCGCCCCGGUAGCGGCUGAGGAGAAGGCCGUGGAGGUGGCGGCUGAUGAGAAGGCCGUGGAGGCGGCUGCGGAGGAGGAGAAGAAGGCGGAGGAGGCCGAGGAGGCCGCCGCCGCAGGGGAUGAGGCGGCGGUGAUCGACGGCACCGGGUCAUUCAAGGAGGAGAGUAACCUGGUGUCCGAGCUCCCCAACCUUGAGCGCACGGCGCUCGCGCAGCUCAAGGAGCUCGUCGCCGCCGCGCUCGCCAACGGGGAGUUCAACCUGCCGCCGCCGCCACCACCGCCGGCAGCCAAGGUGGAGCCGGCCAAGAAGGAGGAGCCGACCAUGGAGGAGGCUAAGGAAGAAGCUCCAGCGGCGGCCAAGGAGGAUGAGCCCAAGGCUGAGGAGGCAGUCGCCGAAGAGCCCGUCAAGGAAGAGGCCAAACCUGAAGAGCCCAAAACAGAGGCGCCGGCGGAAGUAGCAGCGGCCGAGGAGGCUAAGGAUGAGGCACCCGCGCCGGAAGAGCCCAAGACUAAGGCUCCCGCGCCGGAAGAGCCCAAGACUGAGGCUCCCGCGCCGGAGGAGCCUGCCAAGGAGGAGCCCAAGGCAGAGGCGGCGGCGGAAGCGGUCGCCGAGGAGCCCAAGGCCGAGGCGGCUACCGAGGAGACCAAGCCAGCUGAGCCGGAGCCCGAAGAGAAGACGGUCGUGGUCGCCGAGGAGGAAGCCACCAAAACGGUGGAAGCCAUCGAGGAGACCGUCGCCGCCGCCACCGCGGUCGAGCCUGAGGCGGAGUCCGCACUGGCGCAGGUGGCCGAGCCGAAGGAGGAGCUGAUCUGGGGCGUGCCGCUGGUGGGCGACGACGAGCGCACGGACACGGUGCUGCUCAAGUUCCUCCGCGCGCGCGAGUUCAAGGUGAAGGAGGCCCUGGCGAUGCUCAAGUCGGCGGUGCUGUGGCGCAAGCGCUUCGGCAUCGACGAGGUCCUGGGCGCCGACCUCGGCCUGCCGGAGCUGGAGAACGUGGUGUUCUAUCGCGGCGCCGACCGCGAGGGCCACCCCGUCUGCUACAACGUCUACGGCGAGUUCCAGGACAAGGAGCUCUACGAGAAGGCCUUCGGCGACGAGGAGAAGCGGGAGCGCUUCCUCAAGUGGCGCAUCCAGCUCCUCGAGCGCGGCAUCCGGGAGCAGCUCGACUUCUCGCCCAGUGGCAUCUGCUCCAUGGUGCAGGUCACCGACCUCAAGAACUCGCCGCCCAUGCUCGGCAAGCACCGUGCCGUCACACGCCAGGCUCUCGCCCUGCUCCAGGACAACUACCCCGAGUUCGUGGCCAAGAAGAUCAUUGAUCAAUUGCAGGUGUUUAUCAAUGUGCCGUGGUGGUACCUUGCGGCAAACAAAGUGAUGAGCCCAUUCCUGACUCAGCGCACCAAGAGCAAGAUCGUCUUCUGUAGCCCCGGCAAGUCCGCGGAGACCCUCUUCAGAUACAUCGCGCCAGAGCAAGUUCCGGUCCAAUUCGGUGGUUUGUACAAGGAAGAUGACACCGAGUUCUCCACCUCUGAUGCUGUCACCGAGCUCACCGUGAAACCAUCCUCCAAAGAAACCAUCGAAAUCCCAGCCACCGAGAACUCCACCGUGGUGUGGGAGCUCCGCGUGCUGGGAUGGGAGGUGAGCUAUGGUGCUGAAUUCACCCCUGACGCCGAGGGCGGCUACACCGUGAUCGUGCAGAAGACGAGGAAAGUGCCAGCCCAUGAGGAGCCGAUCAUGAAGGGGAGCUUCAAGGUCACUGAGCCCGGCAAGGUUGUGCUCGCCGUGAACAACCCGGCGUCGACGAAGAAGAAGCUGCUGUACCGGUUCAAGGUGAAGAGCACCGCCGAAUCCGCCGCCGCCUGAGGUGUGGUUACAGCUUCCGGGCAGCACAGCCAGCUGCUUGAGCUUGACCACCCCGACGUAAUUUGAUCGAUCGCCAUUAGCCAGGUCCACAGGUCCAUACCCGCCACCAUUUGAACAUGUUGCAUGAUAGGAGAGGAGGACAAUAAAGAGUUUCUCUGUUACUUUUUCUAGGCCCGUUCUGUGUCUCGGUUCUUUGAUUAUUUGUUGGCUUGCUGUUCUUUUUUGGGGUCGCAUUUGUAUGUCUCUAGUGGCCUUGUUAGUUUCCAAGAAAUUUUAUAAAAUUUUUCAGAUUCUCCGUCA